Messenger RNA from Penaeus indicus, 1350 nucleotides. RefSeq names its product superoxide dismutase [Mn], mitochondrial-like. NCBI's taxonomy places the organism in Eukaryota, Metazoa, Arthropoda, Malacostraca, Decapoda, Penaeidae. The record is from RefSeq and is a predicted model, not a curated record. Gene Ontology annotation, biological process: superoxide metabolic process. The coding region runs from base 32 to 988 and encodes 318 amino acids. The transcript has 7 exons. Gene Ontology annotation, molecular function: metal ion binding; superoxide dismutase activity.
AGGAGCCGAGGCCGAGCGCGGGCCAGGGCGCAUGCGCGGGCCGGCCUCCGCGCCGCCCUGCGUCGCCAGCCACAGCUUCACCAACCUGCUUGCGCGUCAGACGUUCCCUCGAAUAAGUAAAAUCAUGGCUGAGGCAAAGGAAGCUUACAUCUCCAUCCUGGAGAAGAAGUUAGCUGAGCUGACUGGCAUUGAGGUGGAUCAGAUCAAGAAGAAUCAGUUCGCAAAUGCAGCAGAUGAGGCUGUCGCCAUCCGUGAGAUGGCUUCCUAUGUAGAGGGGAUUGUUGUACAGCAGGCUGGUGUUGCUCAGGCUGGUACAGUCAGUCCUCAGAUUGCACAGAUGUUUGCCCAUAUCAAUGCUGAAUUGGGUGAGGAACGAGGUGCUCAUGCUUUGCCGCCUCUCAAGUAUGACUUCAAUGGCCUCGAACCCCACAUCUCCGGCAUGAUCAUGGAGAUCCACCACACAAAGCACCACCAGGGCUACAUUAACAACCUAAUUGCUGCUACAAAGAAGUUGGUGGAGGCAGAGGCAGCCAAUGACGUGAAUGCAAUGAAUGCCCUUCUGCCAGCUAUCAAGUUCAAUGGUGGCGGACACUUGAACCACACCAUCUUCUGGACCAACAUGGCUCCUGAUGCUGGCGGUGAGCCUCAAGGGGCAAUUGCACAAGCCAUUGAUGAUAGCUUUGGAUCAUUCCAGUCCUUUAAGGACAAAUUUUCCGCUGCCAGCGUCGGAGUGAAAGGCUCAGGCUGGGGAUGGCUCGGCUAUUGCCCCAAUAACAACAAGCUUGAGAUCGCCACUUGCCAGAACCAGGAUCCCUUGCAGAUCACUCAUGGGCUGGUUCCAUUGCUCGGCCUUGAUGUCUGGGAGCAUGCUUACUACCUUCAGUACAAGAACCUCCGUGCAGAUUAUGUGAAGGCCUUCUUCAAUGUCAUCAACUGGCCGAAUGUGAACGAGCGUUACGAGAAAGCCUGUAAGGAUGCCGGUCAUUGACUCCUCGGGGCAACCAAAGAACCAAUUCGGUGUCACAAGUCGUUCUCCCACCUGUAACUCAGAAGCUAACUGGCUAUUGUGAUAAUGCACUGUGCUGUCUUCGUGAUGGUUUCAUUAGGUGCCCUCAAAAAAAAAAGAGGAUAAAAAACACAAGAUAUUAUUUUCCAUUUCAAAACCACAGAAGUUGCUUUUUGUUUUUUGGUUGAAAAUACUCUGCAAAGACAUUCUUCACUGUUACUAAAAGGGCAUGGUCUUGUGUAUCAGUAUAUAAGUACAUCUAUGCAUGCUCAUAUCUGGUCAGUGUUUAUAAAGUGUUAAACACGCCCUUUAAGCAUUACAAUAUAAGGGAUUUAUAACCAAAA